AUGCAAUGCCUUGGAGUCCUCCACACGGAUGCGAGUAUUGGAUUACACGGAAGUGGCAGAUGCGAAGGUCGAGGUCGCCGCCGUGAUCGAGAGCUGCGGGUGUUUGUGGGGGGGAGGAAGAGGAGGAGGGAGAGGAAAGGGAAAAGAGUCUCGACGCUUGGGAGGAUUUGGUGGUAUGCACCACAUGGUUGGGGUUGCGGCGGGACUGGCGAAUGGGCAUCACUUGCGGGAGGCAAAGCCCCUCCAGCCGAGCCGAUUUUCUCGACGGAGGGCAGAGCAGCUUCAGACCAGGACCCAGAAUUUUACAUCUGGGGAUCGCGAAACUCUCGCCUAUUAUUCACUUCACUUGCUACAUUUGUCUACGUAACAUCUGCUGGCCGAUCGGACGAACAACCCAAUCUAUGCUCGACCCGUAUCGUUUCCAUCUCGUCGUUGAUUGUGUUCUGGCAUUAUUCGACGGACGGCUUUUCCAUUCUUCCAUCAGCAAUCGCGGGGGGCCGGCCUGUAUCAGCACCAGCAGCAACGUCCAUGGCCACCGCCCUGGCCGAAGGCAAGCCGAGCCAGCUGGACUCGCACCGCAUCUGCCAAAUUGCGGAGAACGCCUGCCAAGACGGUUUGACUCUUGAGCGUCAAACGAGAGACGUUGUUGGGGGUGAGGCCACCUGCAGCCUCUGA
Messenger RNA from Hyaloscypha bicolor E, 675 nucleotides. RefSeq lists its product as uncharacterized. The transcript has a single exon. The record is from RefSeq and is a predicted model, not a curated record. NCBI's taxonomy places the organism in Eukaryota, Fungi, Ascomycota, Leotiomycetes, Helotiales, Hyaloscyphaceae. The coding region runs from base 1 to 675 and encodes 224 amino acids.